Tupaia belangeri chinensis (Chinese tree shrew) is the source of this 2276-nucleotide messenger RNA. It is a transcript of the gene FAM111A, whose product is annotated as FAM111 trypsin like peptidase A. The transcript has 3 exons. Gene Ontology annotation, cellular component: nucleus; chromatin. Gene Ontology annotation, biological process: DNA replication. The record is from RefSeq and is a predicted model, not a curated record. Lineage: Eukaryota; Metazoa; Chordata; Mammalia; Scandentia; Tupaiidae. Bases 159 to 1991 code for a protein of 610 amino acids.
UUCACAUCUCCGUCGCCUUCGGAAGCUCGUGACUGGGCUCCUUCCCCUAAGAGCCGGACCUGCAUUGGGUGCUAAAUUCCGAAACUAGAGUUGGCCGCUAGCGAGUCGUACAGCCGAGUCGUGUUUCAGCUGAACCAUCCAUUCAUCUUCAAGCCAUCAUGAGCUCUAAGAAACGGAGGUCACAGAAGGUUCCAUUCAAUGAAAGGAAAUAUAUGAAGAUUGAUCACUAUCUUUCUCAGAUACCUAAAGAACAAGAAGACAAUUCCAAUAUUUCACCAGUAAGGAUGGGAUGUAGACAAGAUCUAAGAGAGAUAACUAACAACCAGGCUCAAAGAUCCCGUUCACCUAAGAAAAAUAUAACUAAAAUCCAGGCUCAAAGAUCCCGUUCACCUACACUCCAAAAUAAGGUCAUUUACGUUGCCCUAGAGAAGAAUGAAGAAAUGAAACAUGUGCUCACACACUGUGAGAGGGGUAGCUUAUACAUGGCUCUCAACACUCUGAAGGCCCUCAAAGAAGAUAUAGAAACCAAGCAAGGCAAAGAAAUGCUGGUGCGUGGCACGGAAGGAAUCGAAGGGUACCUAAACCUUGGAAUGCCCCUCAGUUGUCUUCCUGAGAACUGCCACAUAGCGAUUACGUUUUCCCGAAGUAAAAAUAAGCCUGAAGAAGAGAACCAAGUAUUUGGCCGGCAUGAGGAGGCAUAUGCUGAUUGUAUCAAGUUUUACAUUCAUGCAAUUGAAAAGAGAAGUAAAAAGAUUGUGAAAUGCGGAGAACUUCACAAAGAAGGUUGCAAACUCUGUGUUUAUGCUUUCAAAGGAGAAACCAUCAAGGAGGCUCUGUGCAAGGAUGGCAGAUUUCUCUCCUUUCUUGAGAGUGAAAAUUGGAGACUCAUUAACAACCUGGAUUCCAUUUUGGAAAACACACAGCCCGUCGAUGAAUUAGAGGGAAAGCUCUUUCAGGUUGCGUUUGAGAGAAAAAUGGGCCUUAGAGCAGCAGCCACUUCGCAUUGCGAGUCAGAGAAGACAAACGUCUGUGUGUUGAAAGAACAAAUUGUGGCCCAGUACCCCAGUUUGAAAACAGAAAGUGAAGAAAUCAAGGCAAAUUUCAAAAAAGAAAUGAAAAAAAUAAAGGGGAAAGAAUUAUUUAUGGUGCAUAAGACAAACUUUGGGAAACUGACAAAAAACUCUACUCCUGUUAAAGUAGUCAAAUGUCUCUCACGUCUCAGUGACUCAGUUGGAUUUAUUUUCUGGGACAAUAAUGGAAAUAGCGGCUCUGCCACCUGCUUCGUUUUCACAGGAUUAUUCAUUUUCACAUGCCGACAUGUAAUAGAUGACAUUGUAGAAGGAAUCGACCAAGAGAAGUGGGCAGACAUAAUUGGUCAAUGUGUAAGGGUGACAUUUACUUAUGAAGAGUUCCCAGAAAAAGAGAACUGCUUUUCUGUUGAACCUUGGUAUGAGAUCUCUGAUACAGAUUAUGACUAUGCUGUCCUGAAACUGAAGGAAAAUGGGGAACAAGUGCCUGUGGGUCUAUAUAAUGGAAUUGCUCCUUCACCACUAAGUGGCUUGAUAUAUAUUAUUGGCCAUCCAUAUGGGGGGAAAAAGUCCACUGAUGGAUGUUCUGUGAUCCCUCAGGGUCAACGAGAACAGAAGUGUCAGGAACACAUUCAGGCUAGAAUAGAGGAGGGUUCUACACAGUAUAUCCAUAUGUUCACUCAAAGAAGCUUCUCAGAAAUCAUUCACAGACCAGAUGUGAUUACCUAUGACACCAGUUUUUACUUUGGGGCUUCUGGCUCUCCAGUGUUUGAUUCAAAUGGUUCGCUGGUGGCCAUGCAUACCGCUGGUUUUGCUUAUGAAUACCAAAAUGAGGUUUCUAGUAUCAUUGAAUUUGGCCCUGCUAUGGAAUUCAUUCUCCUUGAUAUUAAGCAAAAACAUCCAAAAUGGUAUGAAGAAGUAUGUAUAAAUCAGCAGGAUAUAGAAAUGGUGAGCGAUGAGUGAGGACUGAUGAGAAUUGCUUUAAGAGAAUUGCCUGGAAGUUGUUCUGCCGCAGGCAUUGAAGAGGGUUCUCUAAAUUCCAAGUCAAUUUCAUUAAAAAUGAAAAUAAUUAAUAUUAUAGACCACUUCCAAUAUGCCAGGCAUUUUUCUAAGUACAUGAGGAAAUUAACCCUAACUACUCUGUAACUUUUUUUUUUUUAAGUUUUUGCUUUACAGUGUAUGUGCUUACUGAAGAGAGAGAAAGACAUAGGGACAGUUAGAGAAAAAGUGAGAAAUCCCUCAGGAGAG